Molecule: messenger RNA, 1554 nt
Organism: Kwoniella botswanensis
Lineage: Eukaryota; Fungi; Basidiomycota; Tremellomycetes; Tremellales; Cryptococcaceae
Exons: 2
Coding region: 1-1554 (517 amino acids)
Molecular function (GO): arylsulfatase activity
Source: RefSeq, a predicted model, not a curated record
AUGACUAAAGAUCACAAGAACAUCCUUUUUAUCGUUGCAGAUGAUCUUGGGAAAUACAUCGGAGCUUACGGUUGUAAAAGCAUCACUACACCCAACCUCGACAAGUUCGCAUCUGAAGGUGUCCGGUUCGAUCUAGCGUUUGCCAGUACAGCUUCUUGCUCUGGAAGUCGAUCGACCAUAUACACAGGACUCCAUACCCAUGAGAACGGUCAAUAUGGUUUGAAUCAAGUCGCCACGCAUUUCCAAACAUUCGAGCAUGUUGAUACUUUACCUCAAUUGUUCAAUAGGGCGGAUUACCUGACUGGUAUCGUUGGAAAGAUCCAUGUCGGGGUAAAGUCUACCUAUCCCUGGACAAUCUUCGAUGAUAUUGAAACCAGAGAUUCUGCCAUGUUCGGAGACCACUGUGAUGCCUUUUUCCAAAAGGCCAUCGAAGCUGACAAGCCUUUCAACCUUUGCGUAGGGUUCCAUGACCCUCAUCGAGAUCAAUCGCGGGGUGGUUUCGCCAAUAAUCACGGUCCAUUCGACCCGAGGGUGAAAGACAUCGAGGUCAGUCCCGAAGAUGUUCAAGUCCCAGACUGGCUCACCGACGUCCCUGAGCUCCGACAAGAGUUAGUCGAAUACUACCGAGCAAUCUAUCGUUUCGAUCAAGGUAUCGGGUUCAUUCUCGACAACCUUGCCAAACGAGGUCUAGUUGAAAGCACCUUGGUGAUCAUCACGAGUGAUAACGGUCCACCUUUCAUCAACUCCAAGACUACCCUAUAUGAUUCCGGUACAUGUCUGCCUUUUAUGGUACGAGAUCCUGCAUUGGUAGCUAAAGGCGUCAAAGGGCUUGUCAAUCCCAACAUGGUCAGCUUCCUCGACAUCUUACCCACGAUGUUGGACUACGCCGGUCUUCCUCUCAACCUUAAAACCAAGGAACUUUCGCCAGACCGACUCGGUCGAUCGAUCCUUCCCAUCUUAUCGAGAUCGGACGUGGUACGAGAAGGGGAAUGGCCUCAUCAUGUAUUCUGCUCUCAUACCUACCAUGAACGAGCCAACUACUGGCCCACUCGAGCCAUCCGUACCCGAAAGUACAAAUAUCACCGAAAUAUCGCCUGGAGGUUGGACUUCCCCUUCGCUACCGAUCUAUAUUCAUCCUUAUCCUUCGAGGGUAUCCGAAAUCUUCAAACUCCUGUCUUCCUCGGAAGUCGAUCCUUGCGAGACUACAUCUUCCGACCUGCCGAACAACUGUUCGAUCUCGAGAAUGAUCCGUUGGAAGUCAACGAUCUAGCUAAAGAUCCUGCCUGUGCGGAAAUCCUCAAAGAUCUACAGAACAGACUGGAGACUUGGCAGAUCAAAACGGAGGAUCUGUGGUUCUACAAGGACGGGCAAUCUGUCAAGGGCUUGGAAGUGUGGUUGGGUACUGACGAGAUGAUGAUGCCGAACAGACACGAUUUCGAUCCCGAUCAACCCAGUCUCAAGGCUCCGGGAGUCAAAUUGAUGAAAGUCAAGGGUGAUCCAAUUGGUAUCAGAGGAGCUACGUUGUAUGGUGGUAAAGGUAGACAAAUUAAGUGA